Alternaria conjuncta is the source of this 336-nucleotide messenger RNA. RefSeq lists its product as uncharacterized. Bases 1 to 336 code for a protein of 111 amino acids. Lineage: Eukaryota; Fungi; Ascomycota; Dothideomycetes; Pleosporales; Pleosporaceae. The record is from RefSeq and is a predicted model, not a curated record. The transcript is spliced from 2 exons.
AUGUCUGUCAACCUGAAUAAACCCAAGGAUGUUGUGGGCACGUCUCAGCCACUUGAACUAAAGCUGCUCGAGCGUACAGAGAUUCCGAACACACCAUCACAACGGUCGAGCCAGUUUGACAGUUCUAUACCCGAGCAUUCAUUAGAAAAACUCCCUAACGCCCGUGUGUCCCAACAGGACACUUCUACUCAAGAUGAUGAGGAUGCAUUGGCCCUCGAUGAUCUGAGCCACACCCAAAACCAGGUCCCCUUGACAGCUCUUUGCUCGGGCUGUCGAAAACAGACCGCAUUAGUCAAGGCCGGAGAGAAAGAUGCUCAGUGUCUGAUCGAUGUAUAG